GCCAUGGCGGCUGUGGCGGCAGUGCGGACGCGUAUCCUGCAGGUUUCUUCCAAGGUAAACUCCAUCUGGUAUCCAGCAUCCUCCUUCUCUUCCUCUUCAGUGCCAACUGUAAAACUCUUCAUUGAUGGGAAAUUUGUUGAAUCCAAAAGUGACAAAUGGAUUGACAUCCACAACCCAGCCACCAAAGAGGUAAUUGGUCGGGUCCCUCAGGCCACCAGGGGUGAAAUGGAUGCAGCUGUUGCUUCCUGCAAACAUGCUUUUCCCACAUGGGCAGACACUUCAGUUUUAAGCUGUCAGCAGCUCCUGCUCUGCUAUCAACAACUUAUUAAAGAAAACUUGAAAGAAAUCGCCAGGUUAAUCACAUUGGAACAAGGAAAGACCCUAGCUGAUGCCGAAGGAGAUGUAUUUUGAGGCCUUCAGGUGGUUGAGCAUGCCUGUAGUGUGACAUUCCUCAUGAUGGGAGAGACCAUGCCAUCCAUCACCAAAGACAUGGACCUUUAUUCCUACUGUCUGCCCCUGGGUGUGUGUGCAGGCAUUGCACCAUUCAAUUUUCCUGCCAUGAUCCCCCUUUGGAUGUUUCCCAUGGCCAUGGUGUGUGGAAAUACCUUCCUAAUGAAACCAUCAGAGCGAGUCCCUGGAGCAACUAUGCUUCUAGCUAAGUUGCUCCAAGACUCUGGUGCUCCAGAUGGAACACUGAACAUCAUCCAUGGACAACAUGAAGCUGUAAAUUUUAUUUGUGAUCAUCCGGCCAUCAAAGCAAUCAGCUUUGUGGGAUCCAACCAGGCAGGAGAGUACAUCUUCGAGAGAGGGUCAAGACAUGGCAAGAGAGUUCAAGCCAACAUGGGAGCCAAGAACCAUGGAGUGGUCAUGCCAGAUGCCAAUAAGGAAAAUACCCUGAACCAGCUGGUUGGGGCAGCAUUUGGAGCAGCUGGUCAGCACGGCAUGGCUCUUUCAACAGCGAUUCUUGUGGGAGAUGCCAAGAAAUGGCUGCCAGAGCUGGUGGAGCGUGCCAAAAACUUGAGAGUCAAUGCAGGAGACCAGCCGGGAGCCGAUCUUGGCCCUCUGAUAACUCCCCAGGCUAAAGAGCGAGUCUGUAAUCUGAUUGAUAGUGGAACAAAGGAGGGUGAGUCCAUCCUCCUUGAUGGACGAAAAAUUAACGUUCAAGGCUAUGAAAAUGGCAACUUUGUUGGACCAACCAUCAUCUCAAAUGUCAAGGCAAAUAUGACCUGUUACAAAGAAGAGAUUUUUGGUCCAGUUCUUGUGGUUCUGGAGACAGAAACAUUGGAUGAAGCCAUCAAGAUUGUAAAUGACAACCCAUAUGGAAAUGGAACUGCCGUCUUCAUCACCAAUGGAGCCACAGCUCGAAAAUAUUCACACCUAGUGGAUGUCGGACAGGUGGGUGUGAAUGUUCCCAUUCCAGUGCCUUUGCCAAUGUUCUCAUUCACUGGCUCACGAUCUUCCUUCAGGGGAGACACCAAUUUUUAUGGCAAACAGGGCUUCCAAUUCUACACUCAGUUAAAGACCAUCACUUCUCAGUGGAAAGAAGAAGAUGCUACUCUUUCUUCACCUGCUGUAGUCAUGCCUACAAUGGGCCGUUAGAAAUAAGUUUAUUCCAGACUCAGUCCAUCAUAAGUAAUCUCCUUAUAUUGCUGACCAACUUCACUUGCCAACUUUGCUGAGAUAAUUACCAGUUCCCUGGGAUUGGAAUACCUUUGUUAACUAAGAUCUUUUUCAGGACCAUUCGCCCCUGCAAAGUUGCUAUAGGGAGACUCCUAGUAUAACUUCGAAACCAGAUUUUCACUCAUUCUUCAUACUUCCAUUUUUGAGGUAACUGUUGUAACUGUGAAAUGCUUAUCUGGAAUGAGAGCUUAGAUCUGUUUUUUUAAGAAUUCUCCCCUUUUAUGAAGACUGGAAAGAGGGGAAGGUUAGUGCAUAUAAAGAUCUUCCAAUAAUUGAAAGAAUUCUUGGAUGGGGAAAUAGGAUAGAAAUAAUUCACCCUUUGGUUGGUCCUCAAACACAGCUCUACAUAAAUGCCAAUGAGGGAGAGCCUCUGCCAAGUUUUCCUGAGUCUCUAAUUUAUCCCACACUACACAAAAAAUAAUCCAUUUCUCCUAAUUCCAACAUUGUAACAACUAUGUCUUUCUAUUCUGAGUGCCACUUUGUUGUCUUGAAGAUUCAUGACUAUUAUUUAACUUUAUUAUUGUCAGUGUUCCAGCUUCUUAAAAUCACCACUACUCAAGGAUUCUUUAGUGUACAUUGGGUAAAUCAACUUUUUUAUAAUGUGUGCCAAGUGUUAGAUUCAGGGUUUUCUUCAGCAAUCAUUAAUUAAUGCUUCAACCAUUAAUUAAGACCUUCAAGAUGCAAAAUUUAACCCAGAAAUUAAGGGGUGUCCCAAUCAUGUAAGAGGGCAAGACUUGCCCUAAGCAAGUCUAACCUGAUAUUACUUGUCUUACUAGAAUUUUAUAUAUUUCUUCCUCUUGCUUGCAUUUUUUAUUAGUGAUACUUUUUAAUGAAAAAAAAUCUUUAAUUUGGAGUAAUUGGCAGGGGCCUAAGAAAUUUCAAAGCUUUUUGUGACACAAAGUAAAAAAAAAAAAAAAAUGGCUUGACAGAAUUCUACUGCUACUAUUAAUUGAAGUGUCUUUAUGCUUUUUGUUUCUUUGAUAUAU
Choloepus didactylus (southern two-toed sloth) is the source of this 2666-nucleotide messenger RNA. RefSeq names its product methylmalonate-semialdehyde dehydrogenase [acylating], mitochondrial-like. The record is from RefSeq and is a predicted model, not a curated record. Gene Ontology annotation, cellular component: mitochondrion. NCBI's taxonomy places the organism in Eukaryota, Metazoa, Chordata, Mammalia, Pilosa, Megalonychidae. Gene Ontology annotation, molecular function: malonate-semialdehyde dehydrogenase (acetylating, [NAD(P)+]) activity; methylmalonate-semialdehyde dehydrogenase (acylating, NAD+) activity. The transcript has a single exon. Gene Ontology annotation, biological process: L-valine catabolic process; thymine catabolic process.